AUGGAGGACACUCCCUCUGCCAGCGGUCAGACGGAACCCGCACCCGUAGCCGCUGGUGACACUCAGCUGCAGCCUGCUGUCAUCGCGCCGCCAUGUGUGCCUCCCACCACCACGCCCAUGCAGCUGGCACGGCCGCCCGGACCGCACCCACCACAGGCGCACUGGUCACCCCCACCACGGCCGCCAGCGGACUACAUCACGUGCACUGGCCACCGUGUCCGAUUCAAACGGCCGUGCUGCGUCACCAGCACGCCACGACACCCAAACCAGCAAUCAUGCGCCUGA
Messenger RNA from Schistocerca piceifrons (Central American locust), 285 nucleotides. RefSeq names its product cell death-inducing p53-target protein 1-like. Lineage: Eukaryota; Metazoa; Arthropoda; Insecta; Orthoptera; Acrididae. The coding region runs from base 1 to 285 and encodes 94 amino acids. The transcript has a single exon. The record is from RefSeq and is a predicted model, not a curated record.